This is a messenger RNA of Daktulosphaira vitifoliae (grape phylloxera), 1089 nucleotides long. RefSeq lists its product as uncharacterized. The record is from RefSeq and is a predicted model, not a curated record. NCBI's taxonomy places the organism in Eukaryota, Metazoa, Arthropoda, Insecta, Hemiptera, Phylloxeridae. Bases 171 to 893 code for a protein of 240 amino acids. The transcript is spliced from 4 exons.
GUCGCAGGUUAUCUAAUCAACAACUCACGAUAUUCGCUCGGUCACUGGCGAUUGUUGUGGUCGUUGUGUUGUUUUUGAACUUAAUAUUAUUUCUUGUAUGCGUUGGCGGUAUGAAAAUUAAAAUUUUUGUAAGCCUCUUCUAAGUAACAUCAUCAAGAAACCUUAUCGAAAUGGGUAAUGGCAUGUGUAAAUCAGAAGCAGAACCCAGAGCUUUUGGGAUUGAUGGGUUUUGCCACAAGAUGUUAUUUAAUUACGUAAAACAGUGGAAAAGUUACCCAGACAAACAGCCUGAGAAAAUAAAAAAACGCGUUAAAUCUAGAAAAAAAACGAAGCCAACUAUUAGUUAUCCAAUCCCGGCGGAUCCAGAAAAAUUAGAAGGUGAUAAGUGGCGUUACGUUAUUUUGACCAGAUUAGACACUGAGAAACCAACUAGACCACCUCGACGUCAGCAAUGCCGGAGAAAUGAUAGUGUAAGAUUUUCAAUAAGUAGGAGAUGUUCCAGUAGAAGGAAAAAAUCUCAGUAUCAAUUAAAAACUAUCGAAAAAGAAUCUCAAAAUGGUCUCAAAUUAUCACGUGAUUCACAAGAUCUCAUUGAAAACCGAAGAAUAUAUGCAAAUUGGUUGAACAUUAUGUUCAUACCUGGGAGACUAGCACAUACAUGGAAUGAGUCCAAAUCGCCUACAAUCGAUCAAAAUACGGCGGUCAGGGAAAUCGUUUCUAGUAAAAAUAAAAAACCUCGAAGACGAACUACGAGUUACAUAAAAAUUUGGCUAAGAACCCAUCAACAACAGAAAUUAUUAGACCAGUCAAGUAAUGGUUUGUUUAGAUCUCUUGACCGAAUCAAUGUUAUGGAUAUUAUAAGUCAUAUCAAGGUCAUAUUCAAAUGUUUAUAAAAUGUGUAUAUUCUAUUUACAAAGUAAUCGCUUUAAUGUAAUUAUCAUAAGGUCAAAGAAAAAAAAAAAAUGCAUUGAAAAUUUAUUGGUUUUAAGGAAAUGCGUGUUUUUUUUUAAGUAAGACUUUCAAAAAAUAAAAAUUGUAAAAUUUCAAAACAAACUUAUAAAUAAAUGUUCGUACGUGUAAUGUGACUGU